Molecule: messenger RNA, 3431 nt
Organism: Sebastes umbrosus (honeycomb rockfish)
Lineage: Eukaryota; Metazoa; Chordata; Actinopteri; Perciformes; Sebastidae
Product: protocadherin beta-7
Exons: 1
Coding region: 185-2635 (816 amino acids)
Biological process (GO): homophilic cell-cell adhesion
Cellular component (GO): plasma membrane
Molecular function (GO): calcium ion binding
Source: RefSeq, a predicted model, not a curated record
GGAGUGAGAGUGUGAGAGAGAGAGAGGGCGAGCAGUGCUGAAAUGGGGACAGAGAGAGAGGAAUCCAAGCAGACAGCCUCCCUAAUAGAGCAUGACUAACUCAGCUAGAGAAGCAGGGAACCGUUGGAUUACAGCAGCAUUUGCAGUUCGAUAUUUGGAUGUAUAUGUUUAGGAUUUAGCCAUAAUGUCGACAGCACAUCUGUUUCCGAAAACAUGUUUGAUAAUGGAUCAGCGAACGAACUUAAAAUGGUGGCUGCGCUUUUUCUUGUUUUGCCUCCUUUUUGGCGUUUCGUUUGGAGAGGUCCGUUACGUUCUUCCAGAGGAGAUGCAGCGGGGCUCGGUUAUCGGGAAUGUUGCGCGGGAUCUGGGGCUGACAGCGACGGAGCUCGGUGCUCGUCGAGCCCGUGUUGUUGCUGAAGGAACCCGCCAGCUGUGUGAACUGGACACUGCGUCAGGCAAUCUUUUGAUCAGCCAGCGGAUAGACCGAGAGGAGCUCUGCGCGCAAGCCAGUGUCUGCAUCCUACAGUACCAGCUCUUGCUCGAAGAUCCCCUUCAAGCUUACAGCUUAGUGUUGGACAUUGCAGAUAUAAAUGACAACAGCCCAGUGUUCGCUGCAGGAGAGAUACAACUAGAUUUAGUCGAGUCCACAGUUCUGGGGAGGCGCUUUCCCUUGGAGAGCGCGCAUGACCCCGAUCUGGGAACCAACUCAGUCCGUGAAUAUAAACUGAGCCCGAAUGAACAUUUUGCACUGGAAAUUGGUACCCAAAUAAACGGCAACGCCUAUCCAGAACUAGUUCUUAAAAAGGCCUUGGACCGGGAGGCACAAGCUGAACAUGUACUGAAAAUCAAUGGAAUCGACGGGGGAAAUCCAGUCAGAUCAGGAACUGCAUCUAUUCAUAUCCGUGUUUUGGACGCCAAUGACAAUGUCCCUGUUUUUAGCCAACGAGUCUACAAGGCCUCUGUGCCAGAGAACUCUGCCAUAGGGACUGUCAUAGCAACACUGAAUGCCACAGACCCAGAUGAGGGUAUUUAUGGAGAGAUAACAUACUCUUUCAGUUACAUGUCAGACAAGAUGGGUGGAGUUAUUGAAAUCAACCCUCAGAGUGGAGAAGUUCGGCUGGCAGGUGUCAUUGACUAUGAAGAGGCCAGUACGCACGAGCUGGAUGUCCAGGCUAAAGAUGGGGGCGGCCAGGCGUCUCACUGUAAACUUAUAAUUGACGUCACUGACGUAAAUGACAAUAAACCAAUAAUAGAAAUAAAGUCUGCCUCUGCUAACGUGGCUGAAGACUCCAAACCAGGAACUAUGGUCGCUCUGAUUAAUAUCUAUGACCUGGACACAGGAAGCAGUGGGCGUGUCGAGUGCACAAUCCCAGACAAUGUUCCAUUUAAGUUUGUAUCAGAGGUGAAAAACUAUUACAUGUUAGUGACUGACGGGAUGCUAGACAGAGAGCUUCAACCCGAGUAUAACAUCACAGUCACUGCCACCGAUGCUGGGUCCCCCUCACUCUCCAGUGUAAAAGUUCUAACAAUCGUGGUCAAGGAUAUAAACGACAACCCUCCGACUUUUACGCAGAGCGAGUACAAUGCCAACAUCUUGGAGAACCAACCCGUUGGCACGUUUGUGAUGAAAGUGAAAGCAGAGGACACUGACGACGGAUCUAACGCUAAAAUACUGUACCAAAUAUCUGAUGUGUCCAACUUCCUCACCAUCAACUCAGACACUGGCGAGCUCUUCACAUCGCGCCUCUUUGACUACGAACAGUCUGUUCACUUCCAAAUUAAGGUGACAGCUCGAGAUGGAGGCGACCCUCCACUCUCCACCACCUGCACUGUUAACGCGUUUAUUAAGGACCAAAAUGACAAUGCACCCAUUGUCCUGUAUCCCGUCCAAACCACCGGGUUCAUUGCUGAGGACAUGGUGCCAUAUGAAGCGCCCAGAGGUUACCUGGUUACUAAGGUGGUAGCUGUGGACGCCGACUCUGGCCACAACGCCUGGCUCUCCUACAGAAUAAUCAGAGCAACGCAGCCUAACCUGUUCGUGGUCGGUCUGCAUACGGGAGAAAUCAGAACAGUGCGAGCAUUCAUGGAGGACGAUGAACCGAAACAAACUGUUGUCGUUUCAGUGACAGAUAACGGGCCUGAAUCUCUGUCCGCCACCGCUACAGUCAGCGUGGUGAUUGGAGACGGGCUGCCGGUUUUAAACGAGCUCUUUGAGUUUACAGAUGAGUCACAGGACACUGAUAACUUAACCUUCUAUUUGAUCAUUGCCCUGAUAUCCGUGUCCUCUCUGUUCAUCCUUUUAAUCAUUGGAGUGUUUUAUUUUAAGCUCUGCAGGCGUAGUUAUGUUUACCGUUCAACCACCGCUAGUCUCCCCGUGUUCCCCACCACCUACUACCCACCUAGUUUCACAGACAUGAGCCGCUGCGGGACUCUGCUCAAAGAUGAGCGCUACGACUCCUUCUUGACCACAGGCUCGUGGAGAGGCGAUUUUCGUUUCGGCUCGAGCACAGACACCGACACACUGAAGCAAAGAAGCGCAGCCUAUCAAAAAAACACGCUCAGGCGCACGAGUGCAGACAGAGCUAGUUUAAAGGUGAGGGCAGGUGCACCUCAUCCUUGUUACGUAAUCAAAUGAGAGUCGGCCAUACCAUAUUGUAAAUAUGUUGUAAAAUAAUCCAUGUGCGGUGAAUACAAUUGUGACCCCCUCGACUGCAAAAAUAUGUUAGAAUUGUAUUUGUGCGUGAAUAUAUUGUUAAAUAUAAUGUUUUUGGAGUUUAUAACCUCAAUCUCAUCCCCCCCACGACCUGACCAUGAGCCAUGAAUAAUAUAGAUGGUAAUCUUUACCCAAUUGUAGAUAGUGUAUUUUAUGGAAUAUUUUCGAAAAGUAGUAUCAUAGUAGCAUCACCAGUCAUUCUUCUAUUUACAUCUGUUUUGUUUGUGAUUGCUUUUAUCAAAGAAAACGUUUGCAGCAGUUUGUUGUAACUUUAGUCAGACUUUGUUUGCCUGCUUUUAAUUAUUCUACUCUGUCACUACUUAGUAGCCUCUCUCUCUCUCUUUCUGUUUUUUAAAAUGCAUGGUAGACCUUUUUGACUCUAUUUAUCACUGUACUUUCUGACCUUGUGAGAGUAAAACAGUUGAUGAACUGUAGUCCUAGAUUUUAAUAUUUCUGCUUUGUCCGUGGUAUAUUUGUCUUUGCCACUGUUCAUUUAUUGGUGUAAAACACCCUUCACACUUAUUUAUUGUCCAUUUUUGGAUUUGGAAUACACUGCAGCCAAGUUUUGAUAAUGCUGUGUUAUCUUUUCACAAAAUAACACAUGACUUGUUGUGUGACAGAGACAUAAUACAAUAUUUGCACUAUGCCAUGCAUUGAACAAUCAAUAUGUAAACUGACUAUGAGUGUAUACUGAUGAAAAAUAAACUUGAAGAGAAGA